AUGGCAUCGGUAAAGGUUCUAGGCGCAGCGCCAAGUCCAUACGUGAACCGGGUUCAAAUCGCCCUCAACUUAAAGUCUGUCAACUACAAGUUUUUGGUGGAGCAAUUUGACUACGAGUUUUUGGUGGAUCAAUUUGGGUCCAAAAGUGAGUUGUUACUUAAAUCGAACCCAAUUCAUAAGAAAAUUCCUGUUAUGAUCCAUGGGGAAAAACCCAUUUGCGAAUCCCUUAUCAUCGUACAGUAUAUUGACAAGGUGUGGACCGAUGGCCCGAGUAUUCUCCCUUCGGAUCCAUAUGAUCAGGUCAUGGCCCGGUUCUGGGCUGCUUAUAUUGACGAUAAGAUAGUGAAGGUGCUGCAAUAUGCCGAGAGAGAGGAUGCAAAAGCUGCCGCACUAGUGCAAGUUAUGAAAGGGAUCAUGUUGUCGGAGGAUGCUUUCGCGAAAUGUGGCAAGGGAAAAGACUUCUUCGGCGGUGACACCAUCGGAUACCUCGACAUAGGCCCUCGGGAGCUUCUUGGGGUGGCUGAGAGCAACGAUACAGAGUCUAUUUUAUGUUCUGGGUUCUUCCAUGGUCAGAUCGAAAUGGAAAUCAUAAUUCUAACCCAGAAGAAGUUCUCUCUGUUCUUGUGGUGGGAGAUGCAGAAGUGUGAAAGAGGUGAACGAUUUCUCCACUUUGGUCGAAGGUCCAGUCGUCUGCUCCGGCAUCUCUCUCCUCGUUUUCUCCUAGUAUGUGAGAAAUGUGAGAAUGUGAAGGAAAUCAGUAGAGGGGACAAACCAGGGCUUUGUGGAAUUAUCUCAAAAAGGAGAGGGUAG
Molecule: messenger RNA, 810 nt
Organism: Rhododendron vialii
Lineage: Eukaryota; Viridiplantae; Streptophyta; Magnoliopsida; Ericales; Ericaceae
Product: glutathione S-transferase U17-like
Exons: 3
Coding region: 1-810 (269 amino acids)
Biological process (GO): glutathione metabolic process
Cellular component (GO): cytoplasm
Molecular function (GO): glutathione transferase activity
Source: RefSeq, a predicted model, not a curated record